This is a messenger RNA of Stereum hirsutum FP-91666 SS1, 1014 nucleotides long. RefSeq names its product actin depolymerizing protein. The transcript is spliced from 7 exons. Lineage: Eukaryota; Fungi; Basidiomycota; Agaricomycetes; Russulales; Stereaceae. Gene Ontology annotation, biological process: barbed-end actin filament capping; actin filament depolymerization. Gene Ontology annotation, cellular component: cytoplasm; actin filament. The record is from RefSeq and is a predicted model, not a curated record. Bases 1 to 1014 code for a protein of 337 amino acids. Gene Ontology annotation, molecular function: actin monomer binding; actin filament binding.
AUGUCUGCGACCUCAGGCAUCGGUAUCUCUCCUGAGCUUUCUUCUGCCUUUGCAUCUGCUACCUCAUCUCAGUCAGUUCGUUUCAUCAAGGUCUCCAUCCGCAAUGAGACUCUCGUCUCGGACACAACAAUCAAUGCAUCUGGAUCUGUUGAAUCUGAUUUCGGGAAGAUAGAUGGGUUUCUUGAGGAAAAGGAGCCCGCCUACGUUCUCGUCCGUCUAGACGAUCCUCCCACUGAGUGGAUCGCCAUCCACUACGUCCCAGACUCGGCCCCUGUUCGCGACAAGAUGUUAUACGCCUCGACUCGCAACUCUUUGACCAAGGGACUGGGCUCGAGCCUCUUCACCGAUACCAUCUUCGCCACCUCGAAGGACGACCUUACUCCCGCUGCAUAUGCCGCACACAAGCGCCACGUUGCUGCACCUCAGCCCAUGAGUGCCAGAGAGAAAGAAAUGGCGGAGGUGAAGGCUGCAGAGCGUCAGAGCACAACAUAUGAGGGUAGUAGAGCAAGACAGAAUCACAUUGGAACUCCAAUCGGAAUUCAAUGGCCUCAGAAUGUCCAAGAUGCCGUCAAGGACAUGACUAGUCUUUCUCAGGAUCGUCUGAUCGUUCUGAAUACGGAUACCACUGCAGAGAACUUGGUCUUGACCAAGGACGUCCAGUGUGGGCCCGACGAACUGGGAGCAAGCAUAUCCUCCUCCGAACCUUGCUAUGCUUUCUACGCUUACACCAAGCUUUCGAAAAUUGUCUUCAUCUACUCUUGCCCAUCUGGCUCUCCCGUCAAGCACCGUAUGAUAUACUCUUCCGGCAGCCAACCGCUCUACCAAUACGCCAAGCAGUUCAUCCCAGCUGAGAUCCUUGCCACACGCAAGAUCGAGACAUCGGACCCAUCUGAGCUCAACGAGGCAUACCUUCAGUUCGAGCUGACGCCCACCAGUGUAGACCAAGCGCGUUGUGCGACCUCGACCCCUGCGAAGAGCUUUGCAAGGCCCAAAGGCCCCCCGAGGAGACGUUAG